CUCAUGAAGCAGUGCUUCGAAAAAACCCAUCACUACCGAAAGUGCGCAUGCGUGAACUAUGUUUUCAUAAUGGCGUCAGUCGAGCUGAGGAAACUUUUAGAGGAGUUUCUCGAUCGUCUUGGUAUUGAGACGAUCUGCGUUGAUCAUCCAGAGGUGUUCACUGUGGAUGAGAUGAUGCCUCAUGUGGCUCAUCUGAGUGGAAUGGUCACGAAGAACCUCUUCCUGAAGGACAAGAAGAAGAAGAGUCUUUGGCUGCUGUCGGCGCGUCACGACCGUGAACUGAACCUCGGUGACGUAGCCAAGCGUCUGGGGCUCGGCAGCGGGAACCUGCGGCUCGCCGAGGAGUCUCUGAUGCUGGAGAAGCUGAAGGUCGGCCGGGGUUGUGCCACAGCUCUCUCUCUCUUCUGUGAUGAAGACCAGAGUGUAAAGAUGGUGUUGGACAGAGAUCUGACCAGCGGGGGCCACGAGAGAGUUUAUUUCCAUCCCAUGACUAACAGCGCUACCAUGGGCCUGAAACCAGACGAUCUGGUAAGAUUUCUGAAGGAGACAAACCAUGAGCCCAUCAUCCUUAACUUUGAUCAAGCAUCCUGAACCUCCACAGUGUCAAACGCUGCUGAUCUUUGAACAUCGUGAAGAUGGCUUUCAGACUAUAACUGUUCAGUGGACCAGCACGACAUGCUCAGUCUGAUUUAAAAUCAUAUUACAUUUAUGGAUUGGGCAGACACUUACAGACUAUUUAAUCUACACAUUAUUUAGUGCGUGUGUACUGUAUGUGCUCUGGGGUUGAAACACAUUUAGCAGCAGGUUUUUGGUGUUUUAUCUGAUUAACAGUUUUGUAUCUCCUGUUUUUGUUGAGAACAUCUCUUUAUGAACUGUAAACUGAAAGUGCUUUUAAGCAAUCUUUCAAAAACUGUUUUGCACUUUAAAUCCUCAAAAUAAACAUCAAGCGCUUUAAAAAAAACUUUAAUAUAUUAUUUUGUUCUCUUAUUUCUCGACUUUUAUCACAAUGGUAAUCAACAUACAAGUACAUAGAAAUGCAUGCUAACACGUGUGUGUAAUCCACAUGUUAAUAAACAUGACGGUUCAAUUAUCAGCGAAAGAUUGUGAUAUUGAUAAUGGCACAGUAAAGAUGUUUUAAUCACUUAUCUAUCUGAAUGAUGAAGAGAAAACUGAAGCAGUAUAAAGUCUGUAAUACACAGAAGAAACCGGAGCGGAGCAACAGAACCACACGCAGUAUAGUUUUGGUCUGAUGGUAUUCAAUCCUUUAGGGUUUGGAUUUAUUCUUCUGCAGAUAUAAACGUGUAUGAAACACACAUGCAGUCACACCUGUCAGG
This is a messenger RNA of Paramisgurnus dabryanus, 1334 nucleotides long. It is a transcript of the gene prorsd1, whose product is annotated as prolyl-tRNA synthetase domain containing 1. Gene Ontology annotation, molecular function: aminoacyl-tRNA deacylase activity. Lineage: Eukaryota; Metazoa; Chordata; Actinopteri; Cypriniformes; Cobitidae. The record is from RefSeq and is a predicted model, not a curated record.